AUGGACCAAGUUUAUUCCCAGUGCAGAGACGCCCAGCAGGUGCCAAUGUCGCUUGCCCACCGCUUCUCUGGCGAACUACGCGAUAAGUAUUGUAGGCCGUGGGAGGAAUGGAGUGGCGAUUCUACCGCUGAGCACAAGCAGCACUUUGUCACGCAGUGGUUUCCAGAAAUGGAUAUCCCCUUUCACCCAGAUUUGGACCACUGGUCUUCGCUCUAA
Molecule: messenger RNA, 216 nt
Organism: Postia placenta MAD-698-R-SB12
Lineage: Eukaryota; Fungi; Basidiomycota; Agaricomycetes; Polyporales; Adustoporiaceae
Exons: 3
Coding region: 1-216 (71 amino acids)
Source: RefSeq, a predicted model, not a curated record